UGAAUGUGUAGUUAAAAGAGCUGCACCAGCCUGUCAGUGCCUAAUCUGUUUGUAAGCAUUUAACAGCUAUUUACAAAGAUCCUUUUCGACAGAUAUUGCCAUCAUGAGCACAGUUUUCACUCUCUGUCUCGUGGCCAUGAUGUUUUGCCUUGUGUUGUCCUGUGAAGAGCAAACACACUAUAUGAAGGAAAAUAAAUGCUGCAAGAUGUGUGGACCAGGUAAGAGGAUGUUGGUGGAUGAUAAUUGUGAAGACCCCCGCUGUCAGGACUGUCUAGAUGGAGAAUAUCAGAGCACCUACACACAUGACACCAAAUGUGAACGUCAACCAAGCUGUGACACGAAUUUACAUUUUCUGCCACAAAGUAAUCCAAGUAAGACUGAGCUAAGCAAAUGCCAAUGCAAACAUGGUUACUACUGUUCGGCAGAGGAUGAAUGCAGCACUUGUAAGAAACAUACAGUUUGCAAGCCAGGACAGAGAAUCCUCAAAAAUGGGACAUCAAUAAGUGAUACUGCGUGUGCAGCGUGUAUAGAUGGAACAUUUUCCAGCCAUGAUUCAGCAAGCACCUGCUUUGAAUGGACAAAAUGUAAAGCUGGAUAUGUUCAAGGCACUUCUGGCAAUUUAACAUCAGACAGGACCUGUGUGCAGCAUACACCGUCUGACAGAGUUACCAUUUUGUUGUUCGUUGGGGGAGUUCUAUUGUUAAUCAUCGCAGCCAUAGUUCUUAUGAUUUACAUCAGAAAACGCAAAAUUGGAUGGAAUAGGGUAAAAGUCAACUUUAUACCAAAGUCCUUCAAAAAUAUCCCCAAAAACCCCAUAGUGGGUAUAGGCAUAAUUCAAAACGGAGACAUUCAGGCUCUUUGCGAGAGAGGGGACCAGACAAUUAUCCAACAGCCUCAGGAGGACAUUGACAACACUGAACCUGUGAGCCCCUCGUCAAGUAACGUGACUGAAAAUGGAAAUGUCGUAGAACAAGAAGAUGGCAAACACUCUAUCAUAGCAAGUUCUGAAACAGGGAGCACUUUCUUCUAAAACAGCACAUACAUCUAUGCUCGCAGCAUGAUUCAAUCCUCAACAUACAGAGCAUUAUGUUAUAAAUCACUGGCGUACUCUAAACUAAACAUCCCUAAAGUACCGUAGAACAAACUAGCAUGUCACAAAUACUCACAUUACCAUUACUUCAAUUUGUCUUCAAAGUGUUACGUUAAGGGCUGAAACAGUAGCGCCUUGGGAUGAGCUUGUGUUUGUAAACAGACAGAUAGUGACACUUAUAUGAAUGUCACUAUGGCUGAAAGUGUUUGCCGCUCCAAUAGCAUCCUGUAAUUGUGACGAAAUGCUGCAGUUACCUCACAAUCGAGGAACACUUACACAAUAAAUACAAUUGUUAAAUAAAAAGCAUUCAAAACUAUUCAGAAACAAACAAAGGUCAAAUAGAAACAUUGAUGGAUUGUAAUGACAUUUGAAGGCAUACAUUAAGGGAGUAACACUAGCCUUGUCUUAUCCAUAAAGUAUACAAAGAAAGAAGGAGAGUUGUGUAGGAUAGAGGGGUAAAAGGAAGCAGGAACUACUUGAAGGAAUAUUCCGGGUUCAAAGCAAGCUCAGCUCAAUCGAUAACAUUUGUGGAGUACCACAAAAUAUUACGUUCAACCUGUGCUUCCUUUUCUUUAGACAAAGCUAAAUUGAGGGAACAGUGGAGCGUUUGCAAUUGAGGUGAAUGGGGCCCAUAUUUGGAGGAUUUAAAGGCAGAAUUGUGAAGCUUAUAAUUUCAUAAAUGCACUUACAUUAAUUCUUCUAUUAAAUCUGUGAAUUAUUUGUGCUGUUAAAUUGUUCAAAUUGUCGUUUUUACGGCAUUACGUUGUCAUGGUAACAAAGGUUUAAAAUGGAUAUAACUUUGUUUACAUAUUUUAAUGUUUACUUAUUGGCCCCAUUCACUUCAAUUGUAGGUGCCUCACUGUAACCAUAUUAUUUUUUAUUUAUUUAUUUAUUUUAAGAAAAUGAGGGACGUCAAUAAAAUUAUUAUGGUAAUCAACAUGGAAAUUAAUCAACACUGUCGACUGAGCCUAACUUCCUUUAAACUCAACUGCUUGCUCACGUUUCAAACUGUACUCUGAAUUCAGGACUGAACACUUUGAAUAAUAAAAGUAGAAGAAUGUAGUACAAAAAAGGUUAAAAAACAAACAUUUUUUUGCUUAAUUUACAGUGUUUGUGUAAUUUAUGUACAGUUGUUUAGCUAGUCUUUAUUAAUAUGUUGUACUUGUUUUAUGUAUUUUGUUAUGUUCUGUAAAUAUUUCCAUUGUACAUACUGUUUUGUUGAGUAUUAUAUUUACGUUAGAUUUCAGACUACAGUAACUGCAAACUGUUUUUUACAGAUUAAAUUAGUAGGGUGUGAACUUUUACAUGCAUCUGUCUAUAAAUAAUUCACUCAUUCACUUGCAGUAUGAGGUUUCAAAUGUCAAUUAGAAACUACAGACAAUCUUGGUGUGAAUCUGAAUUUCACAUGUCACUCUUGUGUAUUGAAGUGUAAGAAUUGUGAAAUACUCCGACUGUCCACAGGAGGCCGCUGUUGCUAUUAUUAAAAAUAAACGUGUAUGGAAAAAUAUAGAGAGAGGACCAAUUGGAGGCAAAUCUUAAGGUUUACCUGAAUACAUUUAUUCAAUAUUCAACUUUAAAUUUGCUCACAGUAACCAUUAAAAUGUACUUGUUCAUUAGUCAAUUUCCAAGAAAUGCUAAAUUUGUUUUGUAAUUUUGACGCAUGCAUUUUUGACUAUUCAGGUAAUUCUUUUGAAUGAAUUUUGCUGUAUAAAAACAAAAGUAGUUUGUUGAACUAUAAAUAAAGCUACACUGCCCAAA
Molecule: messenger RNA, 2848 nt
Organism: Xyrauchen texanus (razorback sucker)
Lineage: Eukaryota; Metazoa; Chordata; Actinopteri; Cypriniformes; Catostomidae
Product: tumor necrosis factor receptor superfamily member 5-like
Exons: 9
Coding region: 104-1030 (308 amino acids)
Biological process (GO): B cell activation; cellular response to interleukin-1; positive regulation of tyrosine phosphorylation of STAT protein
Cellular component (GO): CD40 receptor complex; external side of plasma membrane
Molecular function (GO): CD154 receptor binding; antigen binding
Source: RefSeq, a predicted model, not a curated record